Corticium candelabrum is the source of this 1263-nucleotide messenger RNA. RefSeq names its product probable ATP-dependent DNA helicase RecS. Gene Ontology annotation, biological process: double-strand break repair via homologous recombination. Gene Ontology annotation, cellular component: chromosome; nucleus; cytoplasm. The transcript has 2 exons. Lineage: Eukaryota; Metazoa; Porifera; Homoscleromorpha; Homosclerophorida; Plakinidae. The record is from RefSeq and is a predicted model, not a curated record. Bases 1 to 1263 code for a protein of 420 amino acids. Gene Ontology annotation, molecular function: 3'-5' DNA helicase activity; four-way junction helicase activity; nucleic acid binding.
AUGGCGUUGCCUUCAGAAGAUCGAUCGUGUCACGUUCGUUCAUCAAUUUCCGACGACGCAAUGACAAUUGCUAUUGACCAGUCUUGUCCCCAGUUUGACAUUGCGUCUGUGAAGCCUCUGCAACGAUUGGCGCUGAGUCAACUUGUCCGAGGUGACGAUGUUCUGGCUUGCCUCCCCACCGGGUUUGGGAAGUCACUGAUUUUUCACCUGCUACCCAACGUCUGCAAGGUUUUGCAAACAGUGGGCUAUUCGAGGGCGUUUGCAAUCGACCCUAUUGUUCUCGUCGUGGCGCCGUUGCUGUCUUUGAUGAAAGACCAGGUUGCGUACCUGACCGAGUGCGGUGUUCGUGCUUCUAUGAUAGGUGCCAGCCAAGCUACUGACAAGGAGAUAAAGGCUGGAAAGUUUGAAAUCGUAUUUGGAAGCCCUGAAAUUCUAGUUGGACAGAAAACAUGGCAAUUAGCGCUUCAGGAAGGCGUUUUCCGUGAUCGUGUUGUAGCGAUAGUUGCAGACGAAGUUCAUACGGUUGUUCAGUGGGGCGGCCUUGCUAGACCAGAGCUAUUAGAGGAGGAUGAGGAUGAACCGUUUCAUGUCUGGUGCGGUCUUGUUGGAGAGCUAAGGUCUCUGGUGUGCGCUCCAAUUCUAGCCUUGACAGCAACAGCGUCCAAGGCAACACAAGAAAUCAUUGUGAGUUGUUUAGGAAUGUCUGGCAGAUGCUAUGUGAUUACUAAGAGCCCAGAGCGUGAUAACAUCUUCCUAGCUGUGCAGAGAGUACGUUCUGAUGUUGAAGCUACCUUUGAUUUUUUGCUGAGGCUGGUAAAGUCCAAGCAAAUCAACUGUCCAAGGGUUCUUGUCUACUGCCAAACACAGAGUGUGUGCUCCUUACUGUUUACCCAUUUCCACUAUAAACUAGGUGACAAGUCUUACUGGCCAGAAGGUGAUACAAGGGCACAAAAUCGAGUUGUGGAAAUGUACCAUGCUUGUACUCCAGACAGUAACAAACACAUCAUUUUGCAGUCUCUGAGGAAUGCCAAUGGUGUUUGUAGAGUCGCAUUUGCAACCAAUGCCUUAAGGAUGGGGAUAGAUGUGAAGGGUCUGACAACAGUCAUUCACUAUGGCCCUCCAGCUUACUUGGAAGCGUACAUGCAAGAGAUUGGCAGAGCUGGCAGGGACGGAAGCCAAAGUUUUGCUUAUCUGCUAUAUCAUGGACAUCAGCUGAGACACACAAAUAGAGAAAUGAAGGAGUAUGUCAGCAACACUGAUUAG